Messenger RNA from Malania oleifera, 2636 nucleotides. Its product is annotated as heavy metal-associated isoprenylated plant protein 32-like. The coding region runs from base 635 to 2176 and encodes 513 amino acids. Lineage: Eukaryota; Viridiplantae; Streptophyta; Magnoliopsida; Santalales; Ximeniaceae. The transcript is spliced from 3 exons. The record is from RefSeq and is a predicted model, not a curated record. Gene Ontology annotation, molecular function: metal ion binding.
AUUUUAAUAAUAAUAAAUAAAGGAAUGGGGAAUGGGAGGGAUUAAAAUAAGCGUGAAAAAAUUUGUGUGGGGGAAAAAUCAAUAAAUAAAGGCCAAAACAAAGAGUGCUGGCCUUGGAACGCUUUCCACUGCUCUACCCCGCCUCACAGGCUUGGAGCUCCUCUCUCUCUCUCUCUCUCUCUCUCUCUCUCCCUGAAAUAGAGGAAGCAGGGGAUACACUACUCAGAGGCGUUUAAUGUUCACCCAUCGCCUCUGAAGCUCUCUUAUCUCUCUUAUCUUUUUCUCUCUUACUCUGUUUUUCUAUCUGUCUUGGAUAUUGAUUGAGGCUUGUGGUCUCUACAGCUACACUUUCUCUACGCAGCAAAGACUCAGAGGCCCAUUUGCCGUGUUGUGCUUCGUUUUUGGUUUGUUUAGUGGGGCGUGGGAAAGGCCCAAAAGGAAGAGCACAGGAGAAGUCUUUAUGGAGAGUUUAUGUAAUUAGCCUUCUGUGUGGUGUUUAGCUGCCUCUGUUCCCACAGAUCUAGCCACCUGCACACCUAGCUGUCGAUCUGCAACGGCUUUUCUCUGUCCCUCUCUCCCUUCUCUCUCACUGUAUUCCUUGCGGUUCUUCUAUUUCAGCUCCAGAUAGUUAAUCAUGAGUAAAGAAGAGUUCUUGAAGAUCCAGACUUGUGUUCUUAAAGUGAACAUACACUGUGACGGAUGUAAGCAAAAAGUGAAGAAAAUCUUGCAAAAAAUUGAUGGAGUUUAUACUACCAAAAUAGACGCAGAACAAGGGAAAGUGACUAUCUCAGGAAAUGUAGACCCGGCGACUCUGAUCAAGAGGCUCACAAAAUCCGGCAAGCAUGCGGAGAUUUGGGGUGCUCAAAAGCCCGCUAACAAUCAGCAGAACAAUCUCAAUGCCCAGUUCAAGAACAUGCAGAUUGAGAAUGGAAAAGGCAACAAUCAGGCCAAGGUCAGCGGGCAGCCGCAGAAGGGCGGAGGAAACGCUCCGCAGCAGCAGCAGCAGCAGCAGCAGCCCAAGGGCGGCGGGCAGCCUCCGAAUCAGCAACAGCUGCAGCAGCUUCAGCAUCUUCAGCAACAGAUGAAAGGGCUGCAAGAUCUGAAGAACAUGCCCCAAUUCAAGGACCUCAAAAUGCCCUUUAACAAUCCUAACCCCAAAUCCGUCAAGUUCAACGUGCCUGAGGAUGACGAUGGGAGCGACGAUGACUACGAUGACUUUGAUGAUGAUGAUUUUGAUGAUGAUGAUGAGUAUGAUGACUACCUGGAUGAUAUUCCUCCUCCAUCCGCUAACAAGAUGAAGCCGCCGGCCGCCGUGGGUAAUGGAGGACCGGGCCCUAAUAUGGCGAUGCUUAAUGGUAUGAUGAAUGCCCAAAAUCAACAGCUCAUGAACGCCCUUAAUGCUCAGAAGGGCGGUGGUAAUGGUAGUAACGCUGGCGGUAAUGGUAAGAAAGGCGGUGGCGGUGGGGGCGGUGGUGCCCCUGUUCAGGCUAAUGCCAAUGGGGGGAAGAAAGGCGGCGGCGCGGGUGGCGGAAAUGGAAACAACGGAGGGGGAAAUCAGAAUCAAGCUGCGAAAAACGGGGGCAAAAAUGGUGGCGGGGCGCCGCAGGAUGCUAAAAAUGGUGGCAAGAAUGGUAACGGCGGCAACGGUGGUGGUGCCGGCGGUGCGGGCGGGAAGAAGGGCGGAGGAGGGGCUCAACCUUUAGGGAACGGGUUCCCUAACAUAGGUGGGGGUCCCGGCGCUGGUCAGAUGGGCGGUAUUCCAAUGAGCCAAAUGGGAAACAUGCCCAAUAUGGGCCAAAUGGGCAAUAUCCCGGCCGUUCAGGGCCUUCCGGCUGCGGCGGCCAUGAACGGCGGUGGCGGCGGGUACUUCCAAGGAGCGGGACCGGAGAUGAUGGCCGGAAACCCGUACCAUCAGCCGUCGCCUCUGCAACAGCAGCAACAGCAGCAGCAGCAGCAAAUGAUGGCGGCGAUGAUGAUGAACCAGCAACGGGCUAACGGGAACGAGAGGUUCCAGCAGAUGAUGUACGCGCGGCCACCGCCGGCGACCACCUUCAUGCCGCCGUACCCAUACCCGUACUCGCAGCCCCACCCGUAUGUCCACCCGCCACCGCCCCCGCAGGACAACUACACCCACUUCUUCAGCGACGAGAACACCUCAAGUUGCAAUGUGAUGUGAAGUCGCCGGAAUGUUCCACCACCCCCUCCCCUCCUUUAAUUUGACAUUUAGUCUGUUGGGUUUGUGCCGGCCGUUAGCUCCUUUGAAAUUUCUGUUGCAGUAUUAUACAUGAAAAAUGGUUUUAUUUUAGCUUUUUAAUUAAUUUUCUUACCUUUGUUCCUUUAAUUUCUUUUUUUUCUUUUCUUUAUCCUAAGUUGGAUUAGGGUUUUAAAUUAUGAAUAGGGGAUGGAGUAUUUAUAGAUAGUAUUAUAGUUGUAGGGGGGAGGAUGAGGAUGAAGAUGAAGAUGAAGAUGAAGAGAGAGAGAGAUGUAAGUAGGGGAGGGGUGGUGGGCUUGUUCUUGAGAUGUAUGUUGUUCAUAUAUGUGUUCAUAUGCUCUGCAAAACAUAUUAGAAAUAAGAACAAAGAGAAUGGGGUACCCUAAAAAAAAAUGCCCAUCUCUCUGCCCCUUUUCUAGUAAAA